UGGAAAGCACGCAGUUUAGAGAACAAAAAAAAAAAAAAAAACUUGGCACUUCGUCUCUGCCAUCGUCAGCGUUGGCUUCAUCGUCAAGCAUUCAAAGUUGGCUCUUUCGUCGAGCAAUUCGACAUCUUCCUCUGGAUCGGCAAUCAAUCCUGCGGAACGGAGUGAUCAUCUGAACCAGCUAAAAGGUGCCAUCUUGAUUUGUUUCGUAGAUCUUCGUCGCCUGUUUCACGAUGGACGACUCUUUUAGCAACCUUCCCAGCAGCCACCUGCUCGGCUCAGUCCCGGCUGUUAUCACUGAAGAAAAAACUAACAACAAACACAAUGUACCUGAAGCGAAUUUACAGAUAUUUCCUCCAGAUAGUGGUGGGAAUGCUGGCCAGGGUUAUCAAAAUGUUGGAGGUUCAAGUGGAGGGGAUGAGCAACAAACAACAAACAACUGGAAAGGAGUACUAAGAAUCUCAUCAUAUGCUCAAUAUUUUAAUGUAGAUACAGAUGUCGUCUUGAACAGAUUGAUGAGCUCUUUAAAUCCUACAAAUGGAGAUUUUUUCAGCAUGAUUGAUGCUAACCCUGAUCUCUACGGUCUAAUCUGGAUUGCAACAACAUUGGUAUUUGUCAUUUCCUCCUUUGGAAACUGUGCCACAUAUGUGAUGCACAAAAGAAGUGAAACUAGUACAUCUUGGACCUUCGACGUCAGCUAUGUGAAUGUAGCAGCAUGCUCAAUAUAUGGUUAUUUACUUAUUGUUCCACUAGGGUUUUACUUCUUGCUUCAGUAUCUUGGUUCAAAUGCUAGCUUGGUACGUUUUUGGUGCUUGUGGGGAUACUCCUUAUUCAUUUUCAUUCCCACUUCGUUUUUGUUGAUGAUCCCUGUGGAAUUUCUAAAGUGGGUGAUCAUGUUGGUAGCCGGGGGUGUAUCAGCUGCCUUUGUUGCAUUAAAUAUUAAGAACCGCCACAUACAGCAACCAAAUGAACUUUCUAUAGUGCUGCUUGCUGCUUUUGUUCUCCAAAUGGGUCUCGCGAUCUUCAUCAAGAUGUGGUUCUUCCCAUAGCCCUUAAUUUGCCACUAGACCAUUUCUGGAACAAUAACUAUUUUCAGCAGUUUGCAUAGUUAUAGAUUCACUUGCGGCGUUAAUUAUAGUCUAGAGAAAUUUAUCAUGUUUUAAAGGGUUUAUGCGCUUCGACGACAUGCUUCUUGAGUUCGUGGUCUUUGAGGGACUGAUUUGAUUAAACAUCAUUGUAAUACGAAAACUGAUCGGGUUGAAGAAAGUAUUUUCCUACAAUCGUCUGCAAUCUGCAUUGCAAGUGACAAGUACUUUGACUACUUUAUGUGGAAUUAUUCUCCAUCCAGAGCUGUAAGAAAUGCUUUACUGUUACCAAAUCUUGAUCAUUUUCCCAUUCACAUGUGUUAUUGGUGCUUAUGGGAUAUCCACAUCUUUUUUCAUUUCUUUUCCAUUUAAUCGUCUUAUUUUGUACUUCG
Messenger RNA from Cuscuta europaea, 1474 nucleotides. The record is from the annotation of a GenBank genome assembly. Lineage: Eukaryota; Viridiplantae; Streptophyta; Magnoliopsida; Solanales; Convolvulaceae.